GCGACCGCGGCGCGCAGCGGGAGCCAUGGGGAACCGCGUCACCCGCGGGGAUUUCGAGUGGGUCUACACGGAGCAGCCCCACACGCAGCGCAGGAAGGAGAUCCUGGCAAAGUAUCCACAGAUCAAGACUCUGAUGGGACCGGAUCCACAUUUAAAGUGGAUUGUAUCUGGAAUGGUUUUCGUGCAGUUUCUAGCAUGCUACCUGGUGAAAGACUUAUCUUGGAAAUGGAUUUUCUUCUGGGCUUAUGCUUUUGGGGGUUGCAUCAACCAUUCCCUGACCCUAGCCAUCCAUGAUAUUUCACACAACGUCGCCUUUGGGAACAAGCAGGCCAAGUGGAACCGAUGGUUUGCAGUCUUUGCCAACCUGCCGAUUGGCAUCCCUUAUUCUGCCUCCUUCAAGAAAUACCACAUUGACCAUCAUCGGUACCUUGGUGGGGACAGCCUGGAUGUGGACAUUCCCACAGACUUUGAAGGCUGGUUCUUCUGUACACCACUUCGGAAACUGCUUUGGCUUUUCCUCCAGCCUCUAUUCUACAGUCUGAGGCCACUGUAUGUGAACCCCAAAGCAAUUACAAGGAUGGAAAUUUUUAAUGCUCUCGUCCAGUUUUCUAUAGACCUUAUAAUUUACUACCUUUGGGGGCUCAAACCUAUUAUUUACUUAAUAGCAGGUACAAUUCUUUGCAUGGGUUUACAUCCCAUUUCUGGGCACUUCAUAGCAGAACACUAUAUGUUCUUGAAAGGGUAUGAGACAUACUCUUAUUACGGACCUCUGAACUGGCUCACCUUUAAUGUAGGGUACCACAUGGAGCAUCAUGACUUCCCCAGCAUUCCUGGAUGCAGGCUGCCAAUGGUGAAGAAGAUUGCAGCAGAAUAUUACGAUAACCUCCCACAUCACCAGUCCUGGAUUCGAGUUCUGUGGGACUUUGUUUUUGAUGACACUAUUGGCCCUUAUUCAAGGGUUAAGAGACUAUGCAAGCUGGCGAAGGAAAGCUAAUGGACUAACUCCGUCUGCUGCAUCCGUGUUUUGUUUGUUCAUCUGAAUGACUUGAAUUUUCUGCAGAAGGAUGUGUUUGUGUGCUGAAGUAGCAUUGGUGUGUGCUCCUUGGACCAAGAGGAUGAGUGUGAAACUGAAGCAGUUGGAUGCACUAUUUCAGAUUAUUGAUACUUUUUAACAAAGGAUAUUUGUAUAUGUAGCCCUUAGAAUGUAGAUUAGAGUGAGCUGUGAUUAUAUGAACCUUUGGUCUAGGCUUAGAGUUAACUUCCUGGGCCACAUGUGAGCUUUGACCUGGUCUGCAACAGAGAAUGGUGUGUGUAUGUGUGAGCACGCAUGUGUGUAGUUGAGGACCGGCUUCUCUUGGUGCCAGAUGAGGUGUGGAUGCUCUGCAUGCACAGGACUGCAGAAGCCAGGAGGACUGGCAUGCAGCAGCAAAUGAUACUUUCUGGAGAACACAAGGGUGCCUUUAGCUCAAUCUAGUGUCUUCUGACAAUGGCUGGUAGCAGAGAUUUUGUAUAUGCAAUGAAAUAUGUUUAUGUUUUUGUACGUUUUGAUCAUUAUUUUAGUAGCUGCUGUUUGACUUUUAUUCCAGGGCUUUGUAUAAACUUUUUCUGAAUCCAUUACUAUUCUUAAGAUCUAAUACUCAGUGUUGCUAAGUGGCAGAGAUGAAGUGUGACAUGGAGAAACCUUUCCUUUAGUCUGCUUGCUAUCUGAUCAGCAACCUGGAUGCGUCCCCAGAGGAACUGGGUGGUCCCUCCUCACUCAGCUUUUCAAUAGUGUUCAUAGUUUCUUGUUUCUUAUACUUUUCCGCACUAUAAGGCUUUCUGAGGGUGGAAAGGUGCUAGAUUUAAUUGCUGCUUACGAAGAUUGUUACUAUUCCUGAUCAUCUUUCUUGGUCUUCUCUGUGUUAUAGCCCUUUCUGUCAACAGGAGUAUGUGCCAGUGAAGACAUGGAGACAUUACGGUAGUAUUUGUUUCUAACUGCUUUCAGAAUAAUUGUAACUUUUUUGUUCUGUCAUUCAAGGGGCACUGAUGACAUUUGGGAAGUAAGUGAUGCUCCAACUAUGUAAAAUCUGUCACUGAUGGGGCUAAGGGGAUGGGUGUUCAGGGAACAUGGUGCUGGGGUUGUGUCUCUCCCUAGGUGUCUUACUUUGUGUUAUUCACGGUAGCUUUCAUCUGCUAUGUCUACCCACUGGAAUAAGCCUUCCCUGCCUGUCCUCUCCAACUAUCAACUUCUGGCUACCCUCAAUAAUUAUGUGUCGUCAAAAACCUUAAUCACCAAGCAGAAUGAUAUCCUGGGAGUCAGGAGUUCAGGUGCCAUCUUAUAACUUCCCUCCACCCUGGAAAGCUAACAACUUAUUUCUGUCCUUACCAAGUGGUUAAAAGAGAAUAGAUCUACAAAGGUCCUUGUAUACCCUAACCCUCUAACAGUAUGACUUUUUUGUUUUCCUCUGGAAAUCCAUGUCUGUAACAAAGAAAAGGAUUAUUCUGCAUUGCUUUGGGUCUCUCGAAGUAUGCCAUUAGACCUGGGAAGCCCAUUUUCUCCAUAAAUACAGUUUCAUUCCUUCCUCCUACAGCACUGGAUCCCGUGAGUCAGUGUGUCCUUGAGCUAGCCUGGCGUAGUGGGCAGCUGAGCCUGUCCUCGUGUGUCUGGGUAAAUACCUUUGUGAUGCAGGGGCUGGACACCAGUUCAUUCACAGAUAUUGUUUUGGUCUCGUUCUCUUUCUGGAAAAGAUGAGGAAGAACAGGAUUUCUUCUAACGCUUCAGACUUCACUGGUUCUUCAGGUACCUCUUCUCCCAGAGGAGGAGGCUUUGGUGUGGGAACUACUGUUGAGUUCUUUGUGUUCAUGUGAGGAGCUUCACUUUAUUAAUUUACUUCAGUGUUGCUGCCACUCCAUGAUCACACAUUCAACUUCCCGUGUCCUUAGCAAGCUUGGCCAAUGUCGCAAGUUAAUAUAAAAACCACAAUAAAGAUUAUGCUAUCUUCUUUAAUCUGACUAUGGUCCUUCUCCUCUAUGGAGAGUCACCUUUCCCUUACUCAGCUCUUCCAUGAUGCAGUGACCUGUGUGGUCUAUAGAUUACUAGCCUAGCCUGACACAGAGGCUGUGGUGUAAAUAGAGGGUAGCCAAAAUUGGCAAUAGCUUCUUAUCCUGCCUCCCAUCAGUAUUUCCAUGACAGGCCCACCUUGCUUUGCCUGGGGAGCCCUACAGCCCUCCUGCUCUGCACUCUCCAUCUCAGUGGGAAUCUGAAGUGGAUGGAAGCCUGGUGCCUGCAGAUGUGUGGUGCAAGUGGAGUUCCAAUACGUGUGGGUGCUGCUGGAGAAGGCUGUGAUCCUGUCCUCCCCGUGGGUACUUGUCCUUGCCACUACCAGUGAAGUUUCCAGAAGCAGGUUUGGUUUUUUUUUAUACCACAGGGCAAAUGGGUCUGUGUUAAAAGAACACUUGGGGCUAUCUAUAGUUUUAUUCUCGUUGCUUAAAAAUUAAUCCAGAUCCCCUUUGUUGUGUGGCCAUACUAAUGCUCUGGCAAGAUGAAAUAGGAGGGACGCAGAGCUGUAUGACAGGUUAGAGUGGAGGUGAGUGCCCCUUUUGAUUUCUGCUGAUGUGAGAUGCCUGGGGCCUGCCCUGUUGCAGCAGUACCCUCCGCAAGCCCAUUGGAAUGGGCUGCCCAGGGAGGUGGUUGAGGCACCAUCCCUGGAGGUGUUCAAAAGACGGGUUGAUGUAGUGCUGGGAGGUAUGGUUUAGUGAUGAUGCUCCUUGUUUGUUGUGUGGGUGUCUAUUUUUGUCAGUUAGGUUGAUGGUUGGACAAGAUGAUCUUUAAGGUCCCUUCCAACCUAGAAGAUUCUGUGAUUCUGUGACACCCUUCUCUACAGAGCCCACAGGCAAACUCAACCCACGUGAGGGAGGGGGAACUCCUUCUGGCAGUGUCACUACUGUGGAUAAGCUGCUCUCCACAUCUCUGCACAUCGCAGGAGCUGUAAGGUGGGAACCAGGGAAAUGCUGGUGACACCAGGACUGCUCCCCUGCCCCUAUCAGCCCAGCUUCUCCUUCCACCCCUGCGCACCUUGCUCCCACAGCUGUUAAGUGGCCCUGUGCAAACUGCAGCUCAUUAUGUCUUAAUUACACGAGGCCUGCAAAGGUAGAAGAAGCAAGAAAGGAAAAACUCAUUUACAGCAGGUGGCUGAUGUUAACAGAGGGCACAGCAUAGCCAAGCUGAAUUACAAGGCAGUUAUUACUGACCUUAGGCAUAAUGCCACAUUCCAAGGCAAGACAUGAACCGUGCCAGGCCCCAACUUCCUGAAGCUUAAUUAAGAUUACGGGAGAGUUUCACUAAACAGUUGUGAUCAUCUGAGAGGCAGCAGUUUUGAAAACUACCUGCCGUUGUCUGGUAGGCCAUUAUAUGGGUUUAUAAUUAAGAAACGCAUGAGCUACUGUACGAGAUUUAUGCAACAGAGCAUUAUAAUCUUUGCUAUUACUGAUGCUUGUCUGUGUUCUUCCUACUGGAAAGGCUCCUUCUCCUGGUCUGGGCUUGUCGUAUUGUGGUGCAUAUCAAUGUCUGCCUGCUUUAGUUCCCAUGUGGACAUCUUAACCCUGCUGCCUAACCUGUCUCUCGCCUUCUGCUGCCAUUCAACAGCAAACAGCCAUCAGGAUCAGUCUGGAGCUCACCGUUGCAUUAAACUCAGAUUUCUCCCAUUUCUCCUGUAUUUCAUCUAAAGUAUAACGACGUUGUAAAAAAGACAUUUCUAAAAGGCAGGUUAUAUGUUUCUUUGAAGAGUGCUGAAGGCCAACCGCCUGCUCUCCAAGCCAAAGCAGGUAAUAUUUUACAACUAACUGCAAAGCACGCCCUACCCCGCCUCCUCUCCUGGCUCUCCUGGACCUGGCAGGCAGUGUCUCCUGCCUCUGCCAUCCUCUGAGAGCUCUGGGGGACACAAUCAAGGGGACAGCCACAGCCUCUUCUGGGCUGCUGUGCCAGGCUCUGCUCCCGAAGCCAUAACUGGGGCCUGACUUUAAAAAGAAAAGCUUCAGGAAGGCCUGAAGCAAAGCAGGGGGCUGGGGAAAUAUUUGACAGAUUUCCAUAGCUGAACUCCAAUCCUUGGCCUUUUGCACAAAGUUAUCAAGAAGAUGGUAUCAAGACAACUGUGGUGUAAAGCUUGCACCAAAUUAAGUCAAGCAGAAAUCCCCAAGAUUGCACUGGUGGAAAGAAUGGCUCUAAAGGAAAAAAAAAAAGUGCAUGACCUGAAAGCUAUGACUGAUUCAGUGUCCUGUACUUCUAUCUUUGACUUCACUUCCAUGAAAUGAAGCUCAAGACGAAUGCAACAUGUAAGAUAUUAACAAAUGACUCCCCUUAAGCCUCUAGUUCAGCAGUGCUGUGGCAGUGAUUUCCUCUUCCACCCUCCUAAUGCCUUCUGUAGCCUUGUUCUGCACAACUACCUCCCUUUUAUUUACGGGGAGCUCUUAGGAGCACAGGUGAUGGGAUCUGGGUUUUUUUUUCAGCCAUGGUUUUUUUUCAGUCUCGGGCACCACCUUCUCAUCGUCAACCCAAGCGACAUCAAAGAGUGGGAGCUCAAAGGAUAAAUGAAACAAAGGAAGGCAGGGCCAUGUGGACAAU
This is a messenger RNA of Calidris pugnax (ruff), 5599 nucleotides long. RefSeq names its product delta(4)-desaturase, sphingolipid 2 (gene DEGS2). Bases 26 to 994 code for a protein of 322 amino acids. The record is from RefSeq and is a predicted model, not a curated record. Gene Ontology annotation, molecular function: sphingolipid delta-4 desaturase activity. Lineage: Eukaryota; Metazoa; Chordata; Aves; Charadriiformes; Scolopacidae. Gene Ontology annotation, biological process: sphinganine metabolic process; ceramide biosynthetic process. Gene Ontology annotation, cellular component: membrane. The transcript has 3 exons.